This is a messenger RNA of Haliotis rubra (blacklip abalone), 2022 nucleotides long. RefSeq names its product bifunctional D-cysteine desulfhydrase/1-aminocyclopropane-1-carboxylate deaminase, mitochondrial-like. The coding region runs from base 107 to 1315 and encodes 402 amino acids. The record is from RefSeq and is a predicted model, not a curated record. The transcript is spliced from 10 exons. Lineage: Eukaryota; Metazoa; Mollusca; Gastropoda; Lepetellida; Haliotidae. Gene Ontology annotation, molecular function: D-cysteine desulfhydrase activity.
GAUUAUUCCCACAAAAGUCGUUCCAUGGAAGACCGCAUAUAUUUUCUUGUUUACACCAUAAUGGAGCACUUAACUGGUGCUAGGUCAGCCUACGUUGACUAAGAGAAUGAGAUCAAGUGUAGCAGUUGUGGGGAAGAUACGGACAAGUCAGCAUUGUUUACAGACAUUGAAGGUUGAACCUACCAGGAUCAUUUAUCAAAGGGUGCAGAAGAUGACAACAUUUCUUGAACCUUACAACCCCCCAUCAUGGGCAAAAGAAUUGAAAUUUAUACCAAAGUUCCGAGUGCAGCUGGCACAACCUAACACUCCUAUUCACAAGUGGAAUAUUCCAGGUGCUCCAGAACGUUUCAGCAUCCACAUCAAGCGGGAUGACAUGACUGGAGGUACUCUUUCAGGGAACAAGGUCCGGAAACUGGAGUUCCUGUUUGCCGAUGCCAUUGAUCAGGGCUGCAAGCACGUGUGCACUGUUGGCGGGAUUCAGUCCAAUCACUGUAGGGCGGUGGCUGUUGCAGCGCGACAACUUGGUCUUAUACCACAUCUUCUUCUUCGCACUACCACCACGUCACCAUCAGAUAUUGGUUGUGAGGGGAACGUGUUGCUGAACCGGAUGUGUGGGGCACACAUGUACAUCGUGCCCCGGGCUUCACCGUACAUCGCUGAGCUGAGGCCCAGACAGGAGAGACUGGCAGAGAUUAUAAAACAACAGACCGGAGAGUCUACUUACCUCAUACCUGUCGGGGGUUCCAACAAGGUGGGACUGUUUGGUUACAUCUCUGUCUUCCAGGAACUCCAGACACAGGGUGUGCUGGAGAAGUUCGAUGAUAUUGUGUUUACAUGUGGCAGUGGAGGCACCGCGGCUGGACUAAGUAUAGCUAACUACCUGACAGGUAGCGAACUCAGAUGUCAUGGGUUCGUGGUGUGUGACGAUGACGUGUACUUCUACAAUCACAUCCAGGAGACGCUGGAAGACGUUGGCCUCGCCCACGUCAACGCUCAAGACAUUGUGGACAUCGUGACAGGCUACAAAGGGAAAGGCUAUUCCAUCUCAACUGAUGAGGAGCUGGAUUUCAUCACUGAUGUCAGCAUCCAGUCGGGCAUCCUGCUGGACCCCACCUACACAGGGAAGGCAGCCUGGGGCAUGGUGCAGGAACUCUCCUCCAACCCUGGCCGCUUCAAGGGGGACAGGGUCUUGUUUCUUCACACAGGUGGGGUGUUCGGGCUGUUCGAUGGCAGGAUGAAUGCUGUUCUGAAGACACCUACUUCUGAAACUGAUAACCUGAAGAUGUGGCCAGACAAAACAUGUGACCCAUCCUGAUUGCCUCUCGGACCUCUGGUUAACUCAUUAUUCUGAUCGUGAUAACAUGCAUUGGGCUACCAUCCCUUGGACAACUCAUUUAAUUAACAUAUUGAAUAUACAUCGUUAUUGAAAAUAAUGUCUUUUUGUGGUGUAUUUUUGUUUCUACCAUCUUAAGGGUGCAUGGGUUGGUUUACAGUCUGUGGGUACAGCCUAAUGCUUGAUGGAGUAUUUAACAAACCAAAUUACAUUGUAGAUAUAUCUGAUGCGUGGAUGGUUUGUAUGGAAGUUGUAAGAAUACCACAGUUAGGCAUGUAUUGUAGAUGAAAAAACAUCUAGAGUUAUCCCCACUGGAUCUAUUUCAUUCAGAAAAUAUCGUGACUAUCAUCAGAAUUUCAGCUGCCUCAUUAAUUUGAUAUAUUGCAAAUGUAAUGUCAACAGUUUGCCAACUCAGAUACGAAAUGUACCUUUUAUGUUAGCUGUACAUUGAAUAUAUUGGGAGGGAUCUCAGCCAAUCAGAAGUCGACAUAAAUGUGAUAUUUAAGAUGUCAUGUAUUGCCAUUAUGCCAUGCAGUUAUUGUUGAUAUGUCCUUUAAUUAGGUAUGAAAAUGUCACUUAGUAAGUGAUUGAAAUGUUGGAAAUAGAUGUGCCCACAACUCAUGUCUGUCAGUGAUAAUCAAUAUUUCAGGGAAGCUGUGUAAAUUCGAAAUAAUAAAUUGGAAAAUUUA